AUGUCAUUCAUUGAGACAAAGGAAAAGAUUCCGCAUAUAAUUCACAAUAAGUUUUAUGUAGUGUUUUGUACUCUUAGUCCGCGAUCGCGAAAAAUCAAGAAAAAGGAGAAGAAGGCGGACGAGAAGAGGCCUCGGACUGCGUUCACUGCCGAACAAUUGGGUCGAUUGAAGCAGGAGUUUCAGGACAAUAAAUAUUUGACUGAAAAGCGAAGACAAGACUUAGCGAAGGAUUUAAAGCUAAAUGAGUCACAAAUUAAGAUUUGGUUUCAAAAUAAGAGGGCGAAGAUCAAGAAGACGACGGGCUCUAGAAAUCCGUUAGCUCUGCAUCUGAUGGCUCAGGGAUUGUAUAAUCACAGCACCGUUGCUGACGGCGAGGAGGACGACGAUGAUGACGACUACGAGGACAGGGACUCGUCGUGCACUUCACCGCCGCAGCCGAUGGACACAAAGAGCAACAAAUCUUAGUUAUAAUUGUUUUGCUCCAAUGAAUGGUUAAAAUGUUGUGUAAAUACUAUGUUUGAAAAAAGCGAACAAAUUAUGAUAUAAUUAAUUAAAUGUACAGUAAUUGAGAGAAUUAUGAUAUAAUAUGGAAUAAUUUGAG
Messenger RNA from Oppiella nova, 601 nucleotides. The record is from the annotation of a GenBank genome assembly. NCBI's taxonomy places the organism in Eukaryota, Metazoa, Arthropoda, Arachnida, Sarcoptiformes, Oppiidae.